Cantharellus anzutake is the source of this 1233-nucleotide messenger RNA. RefSeq lists its product as uncharacterized. Lineage: Eukaryota; Fungi; Basidiomycota; Agaricomycetes; Cantharellales; Hydnaceae. The record is from RefSeq and is a predicted model, not a curated record. The transcript is spliced from 2 exons. Bases 1 to 1233 code for a protein of 410 amino acids.
AUGUCAAGGCUGUGCACCUACUUCACGAUCCAGCGAUGUGUUGAACUGUUUAGUCUUGCUCAACCGCCGCCACUUGCUGAGAAAAUUAUGGAAAAUUUACCGAAGAAAGCCAAAUCAUUGCAGGGUCACCGACCUUCAGGGGUGCCUUCUCUCGAGCCUCUGUCGGACGAUAUCAGGGGAAGCGCCAAGGGAGGCAAAAGUUUAUCAUGCCUGUCUUUGGUAAAGAAAAUUAUGGGGAAAUUCUCCAAGGAUGCCAAAACAUUGGAAAGUUGCCAAGCUUCGGGGGUGCCUUCUUUCGCGCCGUCGGACGACACCAGCGCAGGCUCCAAGGGAGACAAUAAGGGUGGAAACUUACCCGGCAUGUCUUUGGCUAAGGGGAUCAAGGGGAUGUUCUCAAAGAGACCCAAAUCGUGGAAAGAUCAUCAAGCUUCGAGGGCGCCUUCCGCUUCACGCUUGCCGUCUCCUGCAGUCAACACCAGGGGAGAUGCCAAGGGAGGCAUCGGGGGUGGCACAGGUGCCGGAUCCAUCCGGAAAGGUGUUCUGAGCGUGCUUCAUGUCGUGCAUGCGAGCCUAGAUGGUGUCCCUGUUCCUGGCCUCAAAAGUGUGAUUGGUGGUUUGCUUGAAGUUGUUAGCCAAUUAGAGAGAGUCGGAGCAAACGCCGAGGCGAUUCAUCAGCUCCAGAACAGCAUCAAAUUCUUUGUUCACUCAAUAUUGGAGCCUCUCAAACAAUAUGGUGCCAAAAAUCCUGUUCCUCACGGGAUUUCUAGAGCCAUCGAGGCUGUAUCAACGUAUGUUUACUGUCAUAUCCGUGCAUACCCGACCCCGACCCGACUUCCGGACCUCCACCCUCUUCACCUCCGGAGUCAUAACCUACCGCUGCCUUUCCGAUACUCACCUUCGGUCUCGGCAACACACCCCUCCUCUUACCUCUCCGACCCCUUCUCCGUCCGUUCCGAUACUCAUCUCGGACCGAACAUCUCCCUACUCGCCACCCUUCCUACAACUCCGCUCCCCCCUCACCACACCUCCACCCUCCCGUCAUCCCCUACGCUAUCUCCGUCCGUUCCGAUAUCCACCUUCGGACCUGACUACUCUUCCUUACCUUCCCCUCUCUCAUUCCUCCACCACCCUUCCGCCAAGUUACGACCAUCCACCGCUGUUCCGUACUUCACACCCGGACACCGUUCGUACCUUACUCCGAGCCUCCGUCAUAGUCCAUACCUCGGACUUUGA